Molecule: messenger RNA, 3179 nt
Organism: Halichondria panicea
Lineage: Eukaryota; Metazoa; Porifera; Demospongiae; Suberitida; Halichondriidae
Product: serine/threonine-protein kinase TAO1-A-like
Exons: 9
Coding region: 910-3093 (727 amino acids)
Biological process (GO): protein phosphorylation
Molecular function (GO): protein serine/threonine kinase activity; ATP binding; protein binding
Source: RefSeq, a predicted model, not a curated record
CAAGGAAAAGGGUGUGUCUUGUAGCUAGCUGCAAAAGGAUCUCAAUCUCAUGUUCUCUUACUUGUGUAUCUACUCCUAGCUGUGAUGAGAAUAAAGAUGCUGUAGUCUCUGGAAUAUUAUCAAUCUUCUGCAAACAACUAUCGAUACGCUUCCUCAACCUGUGUGUAUGUGUGUGAGGGAUCUGGGCAACAUGGAAUGAUAGAUCCUUGGCUGAUUGGAUGAUCCAACAGGUGACACUGGACGGUACGAGACGAGAACACGGAACUGGACAAGGGGGUGUGCCAAUGGGGGUGUGGCAAUGUGAGUGUGCUGCUCUAAACUAUAACAUUUGUGGACUCUGUCAAGAGCUGCUUUAAGGAAAAGAUGUAGCUCUAUGGAAUGUGAGUCCCUCCCAGAGUUCAUAGUCCACCACACAAUGGAAGAGCUGUGUAUGCCUUGUUGACUGGUGCUCCCCCGAGACUCCGCCCCUUCCCCUGCCCAGUCCAUCCCUCGGAGGAGACCAGCUGGUGUACAACAAGCACUGGAGCAGGUGCUUUGGUAUCGUCCCUGCCUGCACAAGAUGCUCUCUGCUACUCUUGUCUGGUGUUUUCCGAGUUCAACUCCUCACAACUUGUUACAUCAGUCGGUGAACUCUGUCCAUAAAAGAACACCAAAUAGCUAGACACACUUAUUUUACCUUGUGUGUUGUAUUUUCCAGGUGUCAAAAUAAUUGUAACCCACCAUUAAUUUGCCAAUGACAGGCUAUGCGCAUGCGCAAUGUGCACAGUAGUCAAAGAAAGAGGGCGUGUCUCGUAAAGUUGCUCUGGUGUUGUUCUCCGCUAACCAACCUCACUGCACUAGCACUGUGUAUUAUCAUGCUGUGAUCAGAAUGCUGUAGCCUCUGGGAUAUUAUCACACUAUACAGAAAAGAUGUCUGACUAUCUCACAAUAGAAGAUCUUAAGAAAGUGUACUUAGUCACGUUCGAUGCUCGAGUGAAGUGGCGAAACUUCUUGCUUGUUCUUGACGUAUCCUCGGAUACUAUCGACAGCAUAGGUACGAAAUGGCGAGAUGAUCCUGAUGACUGCUAUCGUGAGGGUUUGAAAGAAUGGCUGAAAAAUGGGGAGAGCCGCUGGGAAGAUGUUGUCAAAGCAUUGUCUAGUCCUAUUGUGGGCUUCAGUUACAUAGCCAGGACCAUCGAGAAAGAUCAUGUACAGUCUACUGAUGUGAAGUCAGAGGUUGACCAAAAUCACCAGAAGAUCAAUGAUGAUUUGACCAUUUUCCUGGACGAGCCACUCGGUAGUGGUGCAUUUGGAGCAGUCUUCAAAGGCAGCUACAGAGGCGAUCCUUGUGCUAUCAAACUAUUGCAUCAGGUUGUUAUGGAGAUGCAGACAAAUAUUCCCGCCACCAAAAGUGAAGAUGCUAGCGAUGCCAUUGAUCGUGAGAGUGAUUUUCUCAAGUCGUUUCAGCACCCAAACGUUGUUCAGUUUUUAUUGACUGCUAAGCACCCCAAAUCAGGUGGUACAAUCCUCGUUGUUGAGCUGAUGGAUUGCAAUCUGAGAUCCUAUUUCUCCGGCCUUGAUGAAGAGUCCCUCUCUAGCAAAUGUGAAAUUAGCCUCUCCAAAGACAUGGCUUGUGGUCUGGCCUACAUUCACAGCAAGCUGAUUAUCCACCGUGACCUCUGUGGUGAUAACGUCUUGCUGAAGCUGACACUGCCAGUGCCUGUUGCAAAGAUUUCCGACUUUGGUAUGUCGCGACUAUACGAUCCCUCCAAGCUCAGCUCCACCCUCACAGCCAUUGGUCACCGUAGAGGGUAUCUACCUCCCGAGGCAUAUCGAUUAGAAGAGGAGAAUUACGAUAAUAGCCUGGAUGUGUUUUCCUUUGGGGUGAUUUUGACACAAAUUGUUUGCAAGUUGGAGACGAUCAAAUCAGCCAAGGAUCGAUCAUUCCAUGUUGCCCAGAUCCCUCACACACACAGGUUGAGGAAGCUUAUCGACAGCUGUUUGCAAGAAGACAUGACGAGGAGACCAUCUGCCAGGGACAUCUAUGUUUCACUGACAAGAGACUCGGACUCAGUGGAGGCAACAAAGAGGGACACUCUACCAGUCGAGAAGGAAAACAGGGAACAGAUUAAGCACAAAGAUGCUGAGCUGGUCAGGAGAGACGCCAUCAUUCAACAGCAGAGAUUGGGUCCCCCUCCCAGAGAGUUGAGACCUCCACUCACUCUGAAAUGGAGAAGAGCAAAAGACAUGUCAAUCAAGAUGAGCUACACAGUACAAAGUGUUGUUAUCGGUGACACGGUGUAUGUUGGUGGAGGUGAAGCAAACAAUGAUCGUGACAGGUGUACAGUGAUGAAGCUCGAGCAAGAUCUUGAAUGGACCAAACUACCAGAGUACACUUUUAAGUACUUUGCUAUGACAUCACUCGCUAAUCGACUAGUGCUGGUGGGUGGACGUGAUCCAAUAAACAACAAACCAACCAAUCAACUUUCUAUCUUUGAGUCAAAGGAAUGGACUCACCCGUACCCACCAAUGAACAUUGCUUGUGAUUCCUCAACGGCUGUCUCCUUCAACAACCACAUCAUUGUAGCUGGUGGGUUUGAUGAUAAAAGACGUACCUCCUCUGUGGAAGUGUUGGACGUGGCAUCAAGAAGAUGGUACAUUGCUCAGUCACUACCUAACAAACGAUCAGAACUGAAAUCAACUCUCAUAGGAAACACCCUCUACCUAAUGGGAGGGUGGGAUCACACUGGGGGGGCAACCAAUACAGUGCACCACGUCGACCUUAAUCAACUCAUUUCAAAGGCCCUUUCCAACCUGGACACACCCACUCUCUGGCAGACCUUACGGGAAGUACCACUCAAGUUGUCAGCUCCUCUCAGUAUUGGGAGGUCACUAUUAGCCGUUGGUGGACUGGACGACAGAGACAACUUAAGGUCAUCGAUCCACCUCUACCAGCCUGACACCAGGAGGUGGGUGACAGUGGGAGACCUGCCUACUGUACGAUACUACUCCACAUGCUCAGUACUUCCUAGUGGAGAGGUCAUUGUAGCCGGAGGACAGACACAACUAUUUGAUUACACUCAAACUGUGGACUUAUUCUGUAUAAGUGCUUAGCCACUAUUCUCUAAUUGUUUCAUUUCUUUUGGUUUCACUUUAAUUGUCAUGAAUUGCGACAAUUAAUAAUCCUGAUGUUUUUUUUA